Molecule: messenger RNA, 615 nt
Organism: Aureobasidium pullulans EXF-150
Lineage: Eukaryota; Fungi; Ascomycota; Dothideomycetes; Dothideales; Saccotheciaceae
Exons: 1
Coding region: 1-615 (204 amino acids)
Biological process (GO): iron-sulfur cluster assembly
Source: RefSeq, a predicted model, not a curated record
AUGGACAAAGACAACGCCAACCCUGCCAUCCUCAACCCGAGCGACCUUCCCUCUCGCCGCGGCGCCUCCCAACAAUCAACCGCCCGCGCCGGCCUCUUCGACGGCCUCAUCCCCUCCUACCCCCACUACGACAACCUCACAACCUCGACCUCCUCCUUCCCAGCACCAAUCCCAUCAAACUCCUCAGACGACUCAAUCUCCGACGACGAUGACCUCCGCGAGGAAAUCGACGAGCAGGAAAUCUUCGACCUGAUAAGCACAAUCUCGGACCCGGAACAUCCUUUAUCAUUGGGCUCGUUGGCUGUGGUGUCGUUGCCUGAUAUCUUCAUCUUGCCGCCUGCGUCGCCUACGUCCAAGAUUUCCACUGUGAAGGUUCUGGUUACGCCUACGAUUACUCAUUGCUCGUUGGCUACUGUUAUCGGUCUGGGUGUACGUGUGAGAUUGGAGCAGUCGCUUCCUCCUAGAUUCAGAGUGGAUGUGAGAAUCAAGGAGGGCACUCAUGCCAGUGACGAGGCCACCAACAAGCAGUUGGGCGACAAGGAGCGUGUUGCUGCUGCCAUGGAGAAUGGCACUCUGGUCGGCGUCAUAAAGAAGAUGUUGAGCACAUGCGAAUAG